This is a messenger RNA of Fusarium redolens, 2667 nucleotides long. RefSeq lists its product as uncharacterized. NCBI's taxonomy places the organism in Eukaryota, Fungi, Ascomycota, Sordariomycetes, Hypocreales, Nectriaceae. The record is from RefSeq and is a predicted model, not a curated record. The transcript has 3 exons. The coding region runs from base 1 to 2667 and encodes 888 amino acids.
AUGUUUAACCAUUCAGCAGGCGGGCCUCGCCCUUCCGACAACAAUGAGGAUCCGUCGUAUGGUUUCGCCGACCAAGGCUGGCACAGGUUCACCAUGAACAAUAACAACACAAACAGUUUCUCGACGGGACAUUCGCAAUCAUAUCACGAUGCUGGCGCAUCCUAUGGCGACUCAUCCGGCAUGGAUUGGGCGCCAACACCGUCGGCAGAAUAUGACAUGCGAUUCGAUCAACACGACCCCAUGUCUCAAGAUGUCGAACUCGAUACCAUGAGCUCUUCGCAUGGUGGAGGAGGUGGCGUUGGACGUCUGGUUGCGCAUUUCGAGAACAAAUCCUUUGCGCCCCCUCUACCUCCAAGACCAUCGAAUGUCGUAACAAGCCCAGUACAUCAAGAGCCUCCCGUUUCCUCGCCGUUCGGAAACUUCAGUGUCACCUCGCCUAUAGUUACAAGUCCGCUCGCCAGCCCUGCAGAGCCCAACUAUGGACUCUUGAGUGGCCAUUCAAGAGUCACCAGUCCGAUCGUUAGCCCGCCGCCCGCCCUCGCUUUUGGCGGAUUUCAUGAUAUACCAGUCCACAGUCCAGGUGUUGGUUCAUCGUCCGGUCCUUUCGGAAAUAUGAACAGUUUUAUGGCCAACAACAAUAGAGUGACGACCCCGAUGGAGACAGCAUCCAUGGCUGGGCCUUCAAUGAUGCCAAAUUCUGGUAUGAACGCCAAAGUCACCUCACCCAGUCCAGUCACUCCAGGUGUGCCAGGUACACCUGGGUUUGCCAUAUGGCGACCACCCGUACCAAUGACUUCUAAACCCUCUUUGGAUCAACCACAAGGUAGCAGUACUUCCUCAAAUCCUGGUGGUUAUUUCGCAAAACCUCCGAUCCCCUCUACACCUAAACCCGUGAUGAAUGCCGGAAGCCAACUGGUCUUGGAUUUCAAUACCAAUUCCACCUUCAAUGCUAAAGGCAAGGCCCCCGCGAAGCCGCCUGCCAAACCACCCAGGCCUGUUCGACAACCCUCCCGAUCGUCAAUGUCCACACCUGGACCUUUCAGUCCCCCUAUUAAACAUGAACCCUCCACACCACAACUGUCUCAAGCCUCUGCCUCUUCUAUGUUGCCACCAAAUGAACGAAGAGCUUCCGUAUCUCAACGAUCUCAAGCAGGAAGCCGCCCUUCAAGAGAACAAGUCCCUGCUGAAGCAUGGGAAUCGUUCAAGAACACAAUUCGAACACUGUAUCUUGAGGAAAGGAAACCACUCAAAGAGGUCAUGUCUGUCAUGGCCGACAAGUAUGGCUUCCAGGCAACACCAAAAAUGUACAAGACUCGAUUCUCUCAAUGGGGUUUUGUGAAGAAUAAUACCGAGGAGGAAGUUAAGCGCCUGCUAUCCAUGAAGUUUCAGCGCGACGCCGAGGGCAAGGUGUCCGAGUUUGUUCGCAACGGCAAGGUUGUUAACCUGGGCACCUACUUGAAGAGAAAGGGCGUUACCGAGUAUGACUUGGUCGAUUUCGAAUUACCUGCCGAUUUGCCGGCACACAUCAGAUGUCGAACACCAACUCCGCCUCCAGCACCGGGGUAUCUCCAAUCACCAGAUCUACUCCGGGCUCAAGAAAUCAUCAUCAGCAACAUGAGGAAAGCGUUCUUACAAUGUCGACAAUUUGAAGUUGAGACUGACGCCCAAGUUGGAUGGCAAACUAUCAUGGUGUGGGGGGCGGGCUCAAGCGAUCUUCUUCUCGAGGCUAACCACUAUUUUGAGAUGAAGGACCACGAUCAGGGUGGUCAUUUCCUGAUGAAGGCUUUCCAACAGCUUGAAUCAGAUUUGAAGAAGCUAUCUCCUCAGGGAAUCAAGGAGUUGCUUCUGGGCAUGGUUCAUCGCGAUCCAGGAAUGAUGACAGCACUCUGCAAGUAUUUAGCGGCUUACUCGACGACCAACUUCGAGCGGUCACAUCCCCUGCGGCAGAUCUUCUCUUGCUUAUAUGAGGUGCAACAGAAGCAUGGGCCAGGCACACUGUCAGAGCUGCUGUGGGGAAGCAUUCCAACAAUCGCGGAGGAGCUGGAGGCCAUUUAUGGCCGUAAGCAUCCUUAUGUGGCUCGAACAUGGGUUGACCUGGCCAUGUUUUAUAACCAUGUUAAUCAGGAGCGACUCGAGAAAUUGGUGGGAGAACUUCGACUGCUGCAGCGACAAAUGGAGCAACGACUGGGCCCUGAAAGCGCCGAUGUCCUCGUUCUGCGAUAUACAAUUGUCCAGUUGAUGUUCGCAGCACAUCCUCAGUCUGAUGCGACAAAGCAAGCGACGAUCGACCUCUGGCACCAUAUGAGAGGCAUGGGACUUCUAUUCCCUAUUCGUAGCCAGCAACCGAACAUGUUCUGCUAUCAUAGCCCUGUCAAGGUCGAUCCUUGGACGAAGCGCUGUCGACGUCGAUACGAGUCUGGUGUUCAAUUCCUCGAAGAGCACGUUGGGGUUCGCGUUAUCAUGUACUUCGAAGAGGACUUCCAUACCACGGAGCAUGCACCAGAGCAUAUUCCUCAUCAGCAGCAUCAACGCCAGCACCAGCAGAGCCAUCAAUAUCAGCAUCGGCAGUCGCAGCAGCAGCAGCGCCCACAACAGCUCCAAGCACAGGACUCGUGGGCGGCCGCGAUGGAGCAGCACAUGUCGAGCUCAAAAUAUUCGUUCAUCUGA